This is a messenger RNA of Erinaceus europaeus (western European hedgehog), 207 nucleotides long. Its product is annotated as beta-defensin 110-like. Gene Ontology annotation, biological process: innate immune response. Bases 1 to 207 code for a protein of 68 amino acids. The record is from RefSeq and is a predicted model, not a curated record. NCBI's taxonomy places the organism in Eukaryota, Metazoa, Chordata, Mammalia, Eulipotyphla, Erinaceidae. The transcript has 2 exons. Gene Ontology annotation, cellular component: extracellular region.
AUGGACAAGAUAUUUCUCAUUCUUGUCUAUUAUUCAAAUGAAGUAACACUUAUAACAUGCAAAUUAGAAAUAGGCAGAAGUAAAUUUGAACCAAAAUAUAGACUUGAGAGAUGUCAAAAAGUGAAAGGAGUAUGUAAGCCAUUCUGUGAUGAUGUUGAGUAUGAUUAUGGAUACUGCAUUAAAUGGAGAGAUCAGUGCUGUGUGUAA